Molecule: messenger RNA, 1200 nt
Organism: Blepharisma stoltei
Lineage: Eukaryota; Ciliophora; Heterotrichea; Heterotrichida; Blepharismidae
Source: the annotation of a GenBank genome assembly
AUGGACAUGGAGUCUAACAAGCUUUGGCCAACUUUUUGCAUUUUUUGUGCUUUUACGAUUGGAGGAGGAACUUUAAGCUUGCCUGAUUCAUCUUCAAAAGUCGGAAUCAUUCCAAGUUUGGUCACAUUUUUUUUAAUUGCAGGCACAUUUUACAUCAUAUAUUUUUCAUUUAUAUAUGCUUGUGAAGAGACUUCGAAUCUCAACUAUGGAGGAUGCAUCAAUUCCUAUUAUAAUAGCAAAGUUGCAAAAUUAGCUCUGAUCACCAUGCUUUUUCAUUGUAUGAUUCUUAUAUGCAAUCAUCAAGUAAGAAUAAUUUCAUUAAUCAGGUUCGAUCUCACUUGGGUAGGAAUUUUAGAUGCCAAAAAUUACGAGAGUGAUGACUUUUUUCUUUUAGACAAAUAUAUUAUCUUGAUUAUAAUCAGCAUCCCUCUAAUUCUUUUUGGAAAAUUAGAAAUGAUGUUUAGCCUAAAAUACUUCCCAGUAUUUUCCAUCGUUGUAUGGGUUUAUUUAAUAUUACUAACUGUUUAUGUCAUAGCAGAUGGGAAAACUGAACCAAAAAUUGUUUGAUUUAGCAGCCAAUGAAAUGACCUUGGGCAGUUAGAGAUUGUUUGAAACUCUGUUGAUGCUUUUGCUGCAAUUCAGUGCCUUCCAAGAGUGCAUAAGGAGUGCAACGACCCUUAUAUUAUCAGAGAAGCUGUUAGAUUAGUGCUAUUUACCGUUCUCAUUUUGUUUUCUGUGACCGCACUCUUAGGAUCUAUUUUUUAUGUUGGGAGUAUUGAUAAUUUGCAAUUAAUUUACUUCGGCAUUUCAAAAGAAAAUCUUUCUGAACAAUUUAGUAUAACUAUGGCGAUUGGGAUUUUUGGUAUUGCAAUAUCAUUAAUAUUUUCUACUUUAUUGCUGCUACAUAUAGCGAAAUUAUGCUGGGUGCAAAUAAUUCACGGGAUUUCCUUUGACAAUGAAAAAGUAAAUCAUGAUAAAAUUUCCUUUUGGUUGGUUGGAUUCGUGAUAUUAAUUUUCAUUGUAUGCUCAAAUAUUCUAAACCAAAUAAAAUACUCAAUGCAAAUAUCGAAUCUUGUAAUCUGUCUCAUUUUCCCCCUUUUAAUAUAUCUGAAGAUGGGUGAUCCUGGAGUCCACAAAAUUAUUUUUGGGGUCUGGAUUAGUUUUCUAAGUAUCAUUGAAAUAAUCGGUUUAUUUUAUUAA